Messenger RNA from Dothidotthia symphoricarpi CBS 119687, 1134 nucleotides. RefSeq lists its product as uncharacterized. The transcript is spliced from 2 exons. Bases 1 to 1134 code for a protein of 377 amino acids. The record is from RefSeq and is a predicted model, not a curated record. Gene Ontology annotation, molecular function: protein binding. Lineage: Eukaryota; Fungi; Ascomycota; Dothideomycetes; Pleosporales; Dothidotthiaceae.
AUGUCUGCCCUACGAACGCCCGACACAGACCAUGAUCACAGAGUCAGGGAGAAGAAAGAGAAAGACACCCACGAAGACACAACUACCCUAGUCCCCGUCAACGACACGAGCGACUCAGACACCGACACAGUCGCAACGCUCCCCCUCCCCCGCCCACAAGUCCCCGUCCUACCGCACUACACCUCCCUCCCCAUCCCGUCCAACCACCCCAACGCCACCACCACAACCCAGCACGCCCUCUUCGCCACCCACCCCAUAAAGCGCGGCACCCGACUCAUCCACGAGCCCCCCCUCCUCACGCUCCCCCACCCCGGCACACAAACCGCCUCCCUCCUCCCCGCCUUCCACGCCCUCCCCCCCUCCUCCCAAUCCCUCAUCUGGUCGCUCCCCGCCUCCCCCGCCUGUACCUCCCCCUCCCUAACCGCCCUAUCCUCCCUAAUCGACCCCCUAAUAACCGCCAUCCACCCCCUCACAACAAAACCCCCCUCCCAAUGGACACCAUCCGACCACACCCUCUACGCAACAACAGCACCCACCCUCAUCCCCGCAAUAACAGCCUACCGCCUCACCGCCCGCUGGCACACCGCGCGCUUCUCGCUCACAGACCUGCCCGAACACGAGCGCGCGGAGUUGCCGGAAGGUACGCAAGUCACCGGCCUCUUCCCCGAAACGGCAAGGCUAAGGCAUUCGUGUGUGCCGAACUGCUUCGCUGCGUACGACGCAGUGUCGAACCACAUGACCGUCCACGCAACGCACGACAUCCCUCAAGGCGGCGAGUUAACGUUGUCCGCGCUGCCGGACGCGUAUUAUACAUCAGCCACCCAACGCGCCGCCAGCCUCGCGCAGAAAUUCGGCAUAACCUGCGCAUGCGAGGCGUGUACGCCCUCGCACCCGCGCUUCCCCGCCCACGAGGCCGCGAGGGAGGUAGCACACUCCCACGCCGUCUCGCUCGCGGCGUUUUUUGACAACGAUGCGCAUGCGACGCUGGAUCAGCUUGUGCAGGCGGAGAACAGGAUAUUGAGGCUGAUACGUGCGUUAAGGGAGGCGGGGUGUGAGGGGCCUGAGGUGGUGAGGUGGCGGGGGGCGCUUGUGGAGAGGGUGCAGCCUGGGAUUGCGGGGAUGACGGGUGGGUAG